Messenger RNA from Clavispora lusitaniae ATCC 42720, 2226 nucleotides. Its product is annotated as TPR repeat family protein. The record is from RefSeq and is a predicted model, not a curated record. Gene Ontology annotation, molecular function: protein binding. NCBI's taxonomy places the organism in Eukaryota, Fungi, Ascomycota, Pichiomycetes, Serinales, Metschnikowiaceae.
AUGACUGAAAACUCGGAUUUUCGGGCUAACGAGCAUGGCAUUAACUAUGCUUUUAUGCUAGCAUUAUCGGCGCAUUUCUCCAAGAUUGAAGCCCAUUUCCUGGCAGAACCGGCAGAACCUAACCAGACAUUAGAAGAAACUAUCUGGGCACAGGACAUGGCCACCAACUUCCGCCUAGUGAAUGAAUACGGCUUACAGAAGCUUGCAGACUAUUAUUUUCACAAGGAUAUUGAGGAGAACAGCCCUCAAGGCUAUUACAAACUGACAUUUUCGUAUGCUUUGGAGGCUCAAUUAAUAGGAACUCAAGCGGAUCUGUCACACACACUUUCGACAGAACAAAUCUUGGCAAAGAUAGAAGAGCCAGCACCUUUCACCGGAGUUCUGCUAUACACAAACCAACUCAGAGAGAAACUUUACGUUAUUUUGAAGAACGCUGCGAAGGUAUUUCUACAAACGCACAAUCUCGAUGAGUCUGCAACACCAAGCGUCUUGACUUCCACUCUUGCAAAUAAGUUUGACUCAUUACGGCAACAAAAAGAUAUAUGCGAGGGGAUAGAUCUUCUGGCAUUAUCCUUACAACUUGAUGCUACUGUGGAUUUUCUUCGUAAAGAGAGUACGGUUGUUUGUCUGGGAGAGGAACUCUUUCCCAUAUUCAAGAUUCUCUUGUUAUCACAAUUGGAAGUCGGGCGUUCUUUGAACAACCAGGGUACAACCGUACGGGACAAAGUCUUAUACCUCCGAGAACUAGGAAACAAUCUCAUGGAGAACUCAUCGUUUCCACAAGCCCUCAAAGUAUACAGUGAAGCUAUUCAUGCAUGUGACUACACUUGUUCCAACAACAUUCCACAGCUCUACACGAAUAGAGCUAUUGCAUUUAUAGGACUCAAUUGUUUUGCUGAGGCUACAUCAGACUUGAAUUUUGCGGUACGCUACGACAGGACAUUCACCCCCGCGUGGGCGCAGUUGGGCUACUGCCACUUAUACCAAGGGUCCGGAUUUCUCGCUUUGAAGUGCUACUAUACAGCGUUGCGGACGAUUUCAGGCGAAAUAUAUCCAGAAAAUUUCCCUCAGAAUACAGAAUUGAAGCAGGAGUAUACCGUGAGCAAAAUGCGGAGUAUCAUGCCACAAUUUGUCCAGAGACUAGUACAGUCCAUCAUCUUAACAGAACGCAGAGCAGAGCAACAGCGAGAACCAUCUCAAGCUAUCCAGGAGGUGUCCACAAAAGUACGUGCUAUCCUUGCGAGACUUCGCUCCGUCGUGGAGCCAGAAGACUUGUCGUACUUAGCUUAUUCGUACGAAAACGAAGUAGAGAAUGUUCGUGCUACUGCAGCUCGAUCCAAUAGAGCACGUCCUAACAUUUUGACCCCUGAUGUGGCGCAGGACCUCAUGGCAAGUUCAAAUAUGGAAGCGUCUGCAGUGACAAUUCUGCCCGCUAUGAAUUUGCGUACACGGACAGCAGGAAACAGAGAUGCAAAUGCCGAGAGUAAUACGCCACCUCCAAAUGGCCCGAGAGGUACUACAGCACGAUCUCUGGAUAACUUGCUAGGCUUUUUCAACAAUUUGGGUGAGAUUUUCAAUGAUGCUGUGCAAGCACAGCAUGACGCACAUGAUACCAAUAGGAGAGAGCCAAACCUGGUGACCAAUUCCGAACAGAAUGCUGAUGCAAGUACAGGAGAAGGUGUUGAAUCGAAUAUGAGGGCUGACUCAACCAGUUUAGAGACAAACUUGCAAAACAAUGAUAUUCGACUGGACACAAGUUCCAACUCGACUGAUAGAAUCCUUCAAAGAAACACAAACCAAGCGGGAGUUACCGAUUCUCGUGCACCCGAACCGGAACAACGAACUUCCGAUUCUGAUUUCCGCAGUACCAUCCGCAAUUUUGUUCCUGGACUUCGGGGUAAUCUCGGAGGACUUUUGAACCAAGCCCUCCGCCACCACCAACUGGCUCGGGAUCUAAAUUCGCCUGAUGCUCAAAGAGGCGUAUCUGAACAAAGAGUGCAUCGUAGUUUCUCGCCCCGCAUUAUACGCAUUGACCGUAGCGGGAAUUCUGAGGUUAUCAGCAGUCCUACUGGUGUACGAACGCAAGUGAGCACCAGGGGUGUCAGGUUGCCAGAAGAAGAAUCCAACUCGGGCCGUUCAGAUUCUACCCGUGCGCCUGGACUCGGUUCGGAAGAUCCGAACCCACGGCCUGACCUGGAUAUGAGUGACGCAACUGAAGAACACUAA